Messenger RNA from Xiphophorus couchianus (Monterrey platyfish), 3804 nucleotides. Its product is annotated as neuronal acetylcholine receptor subunit beta-2-like. Lineage: Eukaryota; Metazoa; Chordata; Actinopteri; Cyprinodontiformes; Poeciliidae. The coding region runs from base 540 to 2054 and encodes 504 amino acids. Gene Ontology annotation, biological process: monoatomic ion transmembrane transport. The transcript is spliced from 8 exons. Gene Ontology annotation, molecular function: transmembrane signaling receptor activity; acetylcholine-gated monoatomic cation-selective channel activity. Gene Ontology annotation, cellular component: postsynaptic membrane. The record is from RefSeq and is a predicted model, not a curated record.
AGCUGAAGCGCGCUCCCGGUGCGCGCCGCGGUUCCAGCGGGCGCGCACCAGAGGCUUCAUCAGAGAUCUGCAAACUUCCGCCGGUUGAAGGUGGGUCAAGUCACAGAGAUAGAAGUUUGCUUUUGAAAUUUCUGGAGACAACAGCGACGCCAAAGUGGAUCUCGUCUAUGACUCUUUGAUCUGGAUCGACGUUGUGACAGUGGCUGCUUGCGGCGGAAAAUAAAUAAAUAAAAAAUAAAAAUACAGCGUGGCUUUUGACGAUCUGAGAUAAAACGACCACAAUGUGUUUUUUGACAAUCAAUUUUUAGGCUGUGAACCUUUUUGUCUCCAUGUUCCCGUGUUUUCCUUUUUCCUGUCUAAUCUUCUGAAAAAUUCAAGAAUCUAAAACCGGACUAGUUGCUCUGAAACUGUAGGAAAGAAAAUCCUUUUUCAUCGCGAUGGACUACACAGAUUGAAUUUUGUCAUUAAAUGGACUUAAAUUUCUUCUUUGAAGAGCAACGUCGGAAAGUAACAAGUUCGUGCAAGGAAGCGGGAAGGAGAUGACACCCAACCCUUUAUUCCUGGUCCUCAUUCUGUCGCUUACAAACAGCAGAGCAGAGAAUGCUGAGGAGCGGCUGGUGAACCACCUGCUGGGACCGGAGCGCUACAACAAGCUGAUCAGACCUGCGGUGAAUAAGAGCCAACAGGUCACCAUCUCCAUACAGGUUUCUCUGUCGCAGCUCAUCAGUGUUAAUGAAAGGGAGCAGAUAAUGACCACCAAUGUGUGGCUGUUUCAGGAAUGGAAUGACUACAGAUUGAGGUGGGACCCGGAAAAAUAUGAAGGCAUCAAAAAACUGCGAAUACCUUCCAAACUGAUCUGGCUUCCUGACAUAGUACUUUACAACAAUGCCGACGGAGUGUAUGAAGUUUCCUUCUACUGCAACGCUGUGGUCUCCAACACGGGCGACAUCUUCUGGCUCCCCCCAGCCAUCUACAAGUCUGCCUGCUCCAUCGAGGUGCAGAACUUUCCCUUCGAUCAACAGAACUGCACGCUCAAGUUUCGCUCCUGGACGUACGACCACACAGAGGUGGACCUCAUCCUCACCAGCGAUUUCGCCAGCCGGGACGACUUCACGCCGAGCGGGGAGUGGGACAUCGUCUCGCUCCCGGCACGCAAAAACGAGGACCCCAGUGACAUCACGUACCUUGACAUCACUUACGAUUUCGUCAUCAAGAGGAAGCCCCUGUUUUACACCAUCAAUCUGAUCAUCCCGUGCGUGCUGAUCACGUCGUUGGCCAUCCUGGUGUUCUAUUUGCCUUCGGACUGCAGGGAGAAGAUGACGCUGUGCAUCUCGGUGCUGCUGGCCCUCACCGUGUUCCUGCUCCUGAUAUCAAAGAUAGUGCCACCCACCUCUCUGGCAGUGCCACUCAUAGGUAAAUACUUGAUGUUCACCAUGGUACUGGUCACAUUCUCCACUGUCAGUACGGCCUGUGUCCUCAAUGUGCAUCAUCGCUCCCCGUCUACCCACUACAUGCCAGACUGGGUCAAGCACCUCUUCUUGGUUCGCCUUGCAACCCUCCUGCUCAUGAGACGCCCGGGUUCCUCCAACGUCCACAAUAAACUACGCAAAAGGCUCACCAGCAGGAACCCCGUCAGUAAAAGCAGCUUUCACAGCGCCGCAGGCAGGAGGCAGCACUCCGACGCCAGACUGGGAGGAAUCCCCACAGACUGCAACUCUUUCUAUGUUAACGAGGAUUCGGUGUACAACUGCUGUUGGAAGAUGGGCGACGCCCGGGACUCCCCCGACUUUGUGAGGCCGACAGCGGCGCAGUUGGAUGCAGAGCUGGAAGAAGCAGUGGAUGGAGUGAAAUAUAUCUCUGAACACAUGAAGAUGGAAGAUGGCAAUGAAGGGAUCAUCGAGGACUGGAAGUACGUUGCCAUGGUGAUCGAUCGCCUCUUUCUCUGGAUCUUCAUCCUGGUGUGUGUGGUGGGAACUCUGGGACUCUUCAUGCAGCCUCUCUUCCAGAGCUACAACACGCCCACAGCUGAUGACACAGAAUAUGGAGAUUUCUAGGAUUUCUGUGGCACAGAAGAGAAAACUGUCAAAUCAGCAUCAAAAGAAGAAAAGAAGCUGAACACUUGUCAAACAUAAUUCAGCUGCUGCUGGUCAGAUCAGAUGUGCAUUCAGCCUGAUCUGGGCAGCCUGCUGCACUUGUUGAAUUUGCAACGUUGGACUUUAAAUGUGAACCAGUGUUUGUGCGAGGACACAACUGGAAUAUUGUGUCUUUUUCACCUUUCUUUCUUUAUUAUAAAACUAUUGUUCCACUGUCCCCUUAGUGAGUGCUUCAUUUCCAUCGUCUGUCCUACUUUGGAUGUUACUUGUUCUGCUGUUGGUCUCCGUCUCUGCGUUUUUCUUCUUUGCUUAGUUUUUUUUUUUUUUGUCUGUCUUUCUGUUAUUUUUUGUGACAUGAUAUGUCAAAAAGCCUGUCAGACAAACUCGGAGACGACUCAGGAAAUCUUCCCCGAAAGACUACAUGACAAAAAGUGAUGUAAAAGCAGUGAAAGAGUGAUUGGUUGCAGCCACCAUACCCACAGAGAUGGUGGCUGAUUUGUGAUUUGGGGUUACUUUCUUCAGAUUGAACUGGGUUUUUCCUCAAGGUGGAUGAAACCCAAUCAAGUUGUUUUUUUCCCCCAACAUUACAGAUUUCAGCCAGCGAGCUUAGGAAUGAGGGAUUUUAGCUAUCAGACUCACAGAGACUGAAAGGAUACAUCCAAACAAAAGUGAUGUGUCUGUCAUUUGACAGAGAUAGAAAACCUGAAGGAUGGAGUGAGGGACUGCUGCCAAAUCAAGAUGUUUUAAAUCUACAAAAAGAAAGAAUGAAUGCUGAAGCUGAAACUACAGAAAUUAUUAUUUGAUGUGCGGCACAUUUUUGUAACAAGUUGUGCAGGAUGUAGGUCAAAUUAAAGACAGAAGAAGUUUUGAAAGGGUCUUGUCUAUUCCUUUUGUUUUUUACUUGUUGGAUUUAAACAGAGGGUAGAUACACUUUUUGGAACGAUGCAAAUGUGCACCCAGGAACAAUGUGAUGUUACACGUGUAAAAUAAGAUGAUUGAUUUGAAAAGAAUUUCCACACUAACUGUGUACUAAUACAAUAUGUUGAAUAAAAAAAAUCUGUGUUGAAACUCUACAAUAAUGUGCUGACAAAAUGUUUUUACUUUGUUUCAUUUGUUCAGUGUCCCAUGUAUAAAACACAAACACGACAGAUUUUCAUUUGACAAGAUUUAUGAUUAAAUCACAAUCCCUCUUUGUGCACAACACUCCAUCCUAACAUGCUAUGACACAUGCAGAGUUUUUUUAUCUUUACGUCACAGAGCAGGUUUCAUAUCUGCCGACACUUCUUUGGUGUUAAAUAUUGACAGCAGAGUAAAUGUAGAAGAGCUGCUGUCACAUUAAGAGCCUGGGGGUGAGAAAUAAGGGCACAUUAUGUCAUAAUGUAAUUUCGACAGACUCUGGAAGUAUGAGUUGAGACAAGGUGACAUUAGACAAUGUGUUCAGUGCUCAGGUGGGCAGACAAGGUUGGCAAAAAGUGGCUAAAGUAUUUUCCUACAUUAGAAAAUUGAACAUAGCGACAAAAAUUAAGGCAUAUGGUGUGUUGCCUUUAACAUUCCUGCAGUUGUUUUGUGCAGGUUUUGAUUGAAAAUGUCAGCGUCAGUCGGCGUGUGUGUGAAGGUUUAUGAAUGUGUGUAUAGCUGUUUUCUUCCUGUAGAUGUUAAAAUGCUUCACGGGUUUGUCCUGCUCGGUUUUUAGGUUCAAAAAGUGUGUUAA